Messenger RNA from Harpia harpyja (harpy eagle), 4274 nucleotides. RefSeq names its product heat shock protein family A (Hsp70) member 4 (gene HSPA4). Gene Ontology annotation, cellular component: nucleus; cytosol. The record is from RefSeq and is a predicted model, not a curated record. Gene Ontology annotation, biological process: protein folding. Lineage: Eukaryota; Metazoa; Chordata; Aves; Accipitriformes; Accipitridae. The coding region runs from base 705 to 3197 and encodes 830 amino acids. Gene Ontology annotation, molecular function: ATP binding; ATP-dependent protein folding chaperone. The transcript is spliced from 20 exons.
GGCGCCUCAGUCCCUUCUCCCGCCGUAGCUAUGUCGGUGGUGGGCAUCGAUUUGGGUUUCCAGAGCUGUUACGUGGCCGUGGCCCGCGCCGGCGGCAUCGAGACCAUCGCUAAUGAGUACAGCGACCGCAGCACGCCAUCAUGUAUAGCCUUUGGACCCAAGAAUCGCUCAAUUGGUGCUGCAGCUAAAAGCCAGCCUAAAAUACCUAGAGAUGUGUGAAGAUUCAUUAUCUAGAAUACAAAAAUGACUCGACACAACCAUGUUAUUCAAGAACAGAAGAACUGUACUAGAACUAAAUACAGAUGUUUUUUCUGGAAUUGAGUGUCUGCUUAGCUUAAAGAAAUUCAUUGAUACAGAGAUCCAGUAGAGAUGAGGUAUGUUCUGCAGAAACUAAACUUACAGAAAAUUAAAACCAGGUUACUUAGGAAAUAGACCCUUGACUGAAACUGAAAUCAGAGGUAAAUGUUAUAUGGUACAGUGCUUGUCUGCUUUGUCAAUUACUGUGUUUUUUUCCAGUAUGUAUCUUGCUCUAAUGUAAAUGAAAGAAUUAAACAAGUUUACUUGCACUACGUGAAAACAAGCUAUAACGAUUUUUCAUUUCUUUAUUUGCACUGAUCUCUGUUAUUAAUAAGACAAUCUACCUUUUGUCAGUUAAAUCAAGUUGACAAUAUCACGUUGGUGCCCUCCUGACUUUUUAAAGCUUCAUGACAAGGUCCUUGAGCUGUUUUGUGAGAAUAUCUAUGUGUUGGCUGUCACAUGCAUGUGAUGAACCUGAACUGGAGUUUACGUCAAUAUGCUUGUUAUAUUUGCAAAAUUACUGGCUGCAACGCAAUAGAAAGGUUAUUUCAAAUGCAAAGAAUACAGUACAAAGUUUUAAAAGAUUUCAUGGUCGUGCAUUCUCAGAUCCCUUUGUUCAAGCUGAAAAAGCAAGCCUUGCGUAUGAACUUGUCCAGCUGCCAACAGGCUCAACUGGCAUCAAGGCCAUGUACAUGGAAGAAGAAAGAAACUUUACUAUUGAACAGGUGACAGGAAUGCUUCUUACCAAAUUAAAAGAGACUGCUGAGAAUGCGCUUAAGAAGCCUGUAGUUGACUGUGUUGUUUCUGUUCCUUGUUUCUACACAGAUGCAGAAAGGAGAUCUGUGAUGGAUGCUACACAGAUUGCUGGUCUCAACUGUCUGAGACUAAUAAAUGAAACAACUGCAGUUGCCCUUGCAUAUGGAAUCUAUAAGCAAGACCUGCCUGCCUUGGAAGAGAAGCCUCGGAAUGUUGUUUUUGUGGAUAUGGGGCAUUCUGCUUAUCAAGUUUCUGUUUGUGCAUUCAACAAAGGAAAACUGAAAGUUCUUGCUACAUCAUUUGAUACAACACUUGGAGGCAGGAAGUUUGAUGAGAUGUUAGUUGAAUACUUUUGUGAAGAAUUCGGAAAGAAAUAUAAACUAGACGUAAAGUCAAAGAUUCGUGCAUUGUUGAGACUAUACCAGGAAUGCGAAAAACUGAAAAAAUUGAUGAGCGCUAAUGCCUCUGAUCUUCCGAUGAACAUAGAAUGCUUCAUGAAUGACAUAGAUGUCUCUGGAACAAUGAACAGGAGCAAAUUUUUAGAGAUGUGUGAUGGACUCCUUGCAAGAGUAGAACCCCCGCUUCGCAGUGUGCUGGAGCAAGCCAAGUUAAAGAAGGAGGAUAUUUAUGCAGUAGAGAUAGUUGGUGGUACCACAAGAAUCCCUGCUGUAAAAGAGAAGAUCAGUAAAUUUUUUGGCAAAGAAGUCAGUACAACUUUGAAUGCAGAUGAGGCUGUUGCACGAGGUUGUGCGCUGCAGUGUGCGAUUUUAUCCCCGGCUUUCAAAGUGAGAGAAUUUUCUAUCACAGAUUUGAUACCGUAUCCUAUUUCUUUACGAUGGAAUUCACCAGCAGAGGAAGGGUUAAGUGACUGUGAGGUCUUUCCCAAGAACCAUGCUGCUCCAUUUUCAAAGGUCCUCACGUUCUACAGAAAGGAACCUUUUACUCUUGAGGCAUACUACAGUUCUCCCAAGGAAUUGCCUUACCCAGAUCCUGCUAUAGCUCACUUUUUGGUUCAGAAGGUCACUCCUCAAACAGAUGGAUCCAGUUCAAAAGUGAAAGUGAAAGUUAGAGUAAAUAUCCAUGGCAUCUUCAGUGUUUCAAGUGCAUCUUUAGUGGAGGUUCAUAAAUCUGAUGAGAAUGAAGAGCCUAUGGAAACAGAUCAGCAUGCAAAAGAGGAAGAGAAGAUGCAGGUAGACCAGGAAGAGCAACAAAAGCCUGAAGAACAACAGCAGGCCCAACCUGAAAAUAAGGCAGAGUCUGAAGAAAUGGAGACUUCUCAGGCUGACUCAAAAGACAAGAAAGUGGAUCAACCGCCUCAAGCCAAGAAGGCUAAAGUAAAGACAACUACAGUGGACCUUCCCAUUGAGAAUCAGUUGGUGUGGCAGAUAGGGAAAGAUAUGCUGAACUUAUUCAUUGAGAAUGAGGGUAAAAUGAUAAUGCAGGAUAAGCUAGAGAAAGAGAGGAAUGAUGCCAAGAAUGCAGUGGAAGAAUAUGUGUAUGAUAUGAGAGACAAACUCUGCGGUAUUUACGAGAAAUUUGUUAGUGAAGAUGAUCGAAAUAGUUUCACGCUGAAGCUGGAAGAUACAGAAAACUGGCUUUAUGAAGAUGGUGAAGACCAACCCAAACAAAUUUAUAUUGAUAAAUUGACAGAAUUGAAGACUCUGGGUCAACCUAUUCAGGCAAGAUUUCAAGAAUCGGAGGAAAGACCAAAAGCAUUUGAGGACUUAGGGAAGCAAAUUCAACAGUACAUGAAAACUGUUCAUGCAUUCAAAGCAAAGGAUGAACAGUAUGACCAUCUAGAUGAAGCAGAUGUAGCAAAAGUGGAGAAGAGUGCAAAUGAAGCUAUGGAGUGGAUGAACAAUAAACUUAAUCUUCAAAACAAGAGAAGUCUUACUUUGGACCCAGUUAUAAAAGCUAAAGACAUACAAGCUAAAACUAAAGAAUUGACAAGUAUUUGUAAUCCUAUAGUCACAAAACCAAAACCCAAAGUUGAACUCCCAAAGGAGGAGCAGAAACCAACUGAACCCAAUGGACCAGUAGAAGGCCAGGGAGAAGCCAACGGCGGGUCCCAGGCUGCCGAACAGAGUGCUGCUGCUGCCCCAACGGCCACGGAGAAGAAGCUUCCCGAAAUGGACAUUGACUGAAUUUCAGCACUUGUUUAUAUUAUUGCAAACUACAAUAAAGCUUUAAGUUGUCAACUUUGUAUGUUCUGAAUACAAAUUGAAGCAAGUGAAUACCACAGCACUCUUAGGAAUUUUUGGAGAGGUUUGGUCAAUGCAUCAAGUCAGAACGCUUAGGUAGCUAACUACUCAGUUGAAUAAGCAGUAUUUCUUACCAUUAUGAUUGUAUUUAGAAGUUUUGGUAUUCUUACUUGACCUACAGGAACAGCCAUAAGCUGGUUCUCCAUUUUUAAUGUCCAUGGUGAGUCGAUCUUAUUUUAAAGUAGUGAGACAGCACCCUCUGAAGCCAGACUGGGCACGCUGUUUGUUCCCUUGUGGACUGCAGCAACAGUGUUUAUAUAAAGUGCCCCUUGACACUUGCACUGCAAGAAGAUAAUGGGGGAGAGGGAGUGCUCCUGCUAAAGCAUAGUCUUUCACUUGCUCACCUUAAUCUAGCCCUUGUUUUUAGUGUUAAUGCACCACUCUAGAUUUGAUUUGCACUUGAACAGUUCAUAGUAACACAAGGUUUGCAGAGCAUCAGCACGUUUAUUCCUUAGCUGGUGCCAUUGCGUGACAGGUGACUGGGAUUCAUUAAUCUGAUAACAUAGAGUAGCAGCCACUGUGCACUCCUGCAGCUCAGACCAUGAAUGUGCUCCUAGACACGAGUGUCUGCUCCUGGCCAACUCCCCAGCUGGUUAGAGCCUGUAAACUUCUUUGUCUCUGGUGAAAUUAGCUGCUUGUAGAAAGAAUGAAUACUUGUAUUUCAGCUGCCUAUGCUGAUAGCCGAUUCUGACUGGUUCCUAACUUUUUCUGAAGGGGGUAUGCUUGCUUCCACGAGGCCUUCAUUUGGAAUGCUUGGUUUUUUUUUUUUGUUCUGUUUUCUUUCCCAGGAAAAGAAAGACCUGAGCGAUUUGGCAUUUUUUUCUAUGAGCUUUAUACAAUGAUUUGCUUCUAGUACUGAUUGUCAUUAAACUUGCAAACAUUAAUUUGUAUGUGUUAAAAUCCAAAGCUGAAACACCCAUUCAGAUAUUGCAAGAAAUAAAUGCACUGGAUUCUACUGGA